AUGUCAUUUCUGACGCUCUUUGUCUUGUGUCUGGUCUCCGUAGUCACGGCUGCCCCUGACGCAAACGUCCGGGAUCUGGAGACCACUCUGACCACAACAUGGACCAUUACCUCUCAGAUCAUGUCGCCGACCGUCACGACUGUGACUGCGACGAGGACUAUUACGAGUCUGACCGCCACGGUGCCUGUUCCGACUCCGACUGAGCCAAAUAGCUGUACCAUAGCGUCAACAGAGCCGCCAUCUAAUGACACGUUGGGCUACCUCGUCCGAGCAUAUAAUCCAGGUACCCCUAUCGAUGGGCUCAGUAUGGAGGCGGCAAGCACUAAGUUCUGGCUCGGGGGAGCACCAGCAACCUACUGCCCCUACACUGAUGUUGGUACCUGUGGCACGAUGAAUACGACAGCAGUCCGGCCAUGCGAUCUGGCCGUUAUGGUCCCGGGCGGUCAAGGUAUGCACGCCAACGAGCGUGGGCAGAUCUAUUUCACCCACGCACACAGCAAUGGAUCACCCAACCCCAGCGAACGUUGUCCUUUCGAGUACGAAUACGCAGGCGGGCUGUACGGGGAGCUGCGGCCAGCAUCUUGGGCAUUUGGUGCAUACGCUUUGAUGGCCUGUCCCCGCGCCGAGAGAGCCUGGCUGGUCAUGUUGGCAAUGGAAAAUAUUACCAAUCCUAUGGUGCCCUCUGAUAGCGUGGCCGAUUGCAUCGAGUUCAUUGCGUUGACAACCAAUGUCACACACGUUGGAGCAUGGCAGUAUAUCUGA
Messenger RNA from Cyphellophora attinorum, 762 nucleotides. RefSeq lists its product as uncharacterized. The transcript is spliced from 4 exons. The record is from RefSeq and is a predicted model, not a curated record. Lineage: Eukaryota; Fungi; Ascomycota; Eurotiomycetes; Chaetothyriales; Cyphellophoraceae. The coding region runs from base 1 to 762 and encodes 253 amino acids.